This is a messenger RNA of Spathaspora passalidarum NRRL Y-27907, 373 nucleotides long. RefSeq lists its product as uncharacterized. NCBI's taxonomy places the organism in Eukaryota, Fungi, Ascomycota, Pichiomycetes, Serinales, Debaryomycetaceae. The transcript has a single exon. Gene Ontology annotation, molecular function: RNA endonuclease activity. The coding region runs from base 30 to 284 and encodes 84 amino acids. The record is from RefSeq and is a predicted model, not a curated record.
AUCGUCAUCACCACCAAUCAAUCACCACCAUGAAGCCAAUCGUGUCAUCAUUCCAAGCAUACUGUUGUACUAUAUUAUCAGCAUUUGCCAUAGUUAUAUUAUCGGUCAUUGGGUACUUGUUCAAGACAAACAGUGAAUCGUUCAUGGGGUCGAUAAAUGAUCCUGAAGAUGGCGAGGCCGUGGCAUCCACUGUAUUCGGUGCUGUUUUUGUCUACUUGGCAUUCUUUGUAUUCUGUGGAUCACAAGUGUGGUUGAUAAAGAGACAAGGAAGAAUACAACUAUAAUCUAUAACACACAUACACACUCACUCACAUCUAUCUAUAUAUAUAAUUCGUCAAUUCUAUAGAAAAGCAAAUAUACACACGUUUACACU